AUGAGUGCUCAAUUAUCAUCUCAUCCACAUCUUUAUCGUCUCAUUUUAUGGUUUGAAAAGGAAGAAUUAUUAGUUCAACAAUUACUAAUGAAAGUGAUUUCGGAUAAACCGGUGCGCAAACGAAAGCGAGCGGCAAUAACAACUCUUAUAGAUGAUUCAUUACAAUCAUUAUGGAAUAGUUAUAAUGCUGGAACACUCAAUGUAACAGAAUUGUUAUUGGAAUCAUCGAAAUGGAUUGCAAAAAAGGCCUCAUAG
Rotaria sp. Silwood2 is the source of this 255-nucleotide messenger RNA. The record is from the annotation of a GenBank genome assembly. NCBI's taxonomy places the organism in Eukaryota, Metazoa, Rotifera, Eurotatoria, Philodinida, Philodinidae.